This is a messenger RNA of Bactrocera neohumeralis, 3754 nucleotides long. It is a transcript of the gene Ndae1, whose product is annotated as electroneutral sodium bicarbonate exchanger 1. The transcript has 11 exons. Lineage: Eukaryota; Metazoa; Arthropoda; Insecta; Diptera; Tephritidae. Bases 656 to 3682 code for a protein of 1008 amino acids. The record is from RefSeq and is a predicted model, not a curated record. Gene Ontology annotation, cellular component: plasma membrane. Gene Ontology annotation, biological process: monoatomic anion transport; regulation of intracellular pH; transmembrane transport. Gene Ontology annotation, molecular function: solute:inorganic anion antiporter activity; sodium:bicarbonate symporter activity; monoatomic anion transmembrane transporter activity.
CUUUAUAUUUGAGCCUGCGCAAUGAGUUCCAUGGCAAUUAAAACUCUUGGUAAAAAUAAUUCAGCAAGGAAAUGCGAAAAAAUAGUAUUUUGCAUUUUGAAAUCCUAUAGUUUUAAUAUUUGAACUAGUCCAGUGGUGGAAACGUUUAAAUGAAAUAGUAAAAGUUAAUUAAUAUAAUAUAUUAAUAAAUAUAUACAUAUUAUAGACAGUAUUGUAAACAUAUUAAUGAAAAAGUGUUGAUAAGUUAGUUAUAAAAUUAUUAUACAAAAUAUUUAAGAAGUUCAAUUACUGUUUAUCAGAAUUAAAUUACCAAUUAUGGAAUAAUUCCUGAAAAAGAAGUACAAAUUUUUGUCGUUACUAUGCCAAAACUAAAGUGCUUAGACGAAUUAACCCACCAUUAAAUAUUGUACAAAACGAUUUUUUACAAACGAAACUGAUAAAAGUAAGCUACAGCUACUUAUAUAUAAAUUCCAGAAGAAGCAAUCAAUAAAAAGAACAGUGUAAUAAAAGACAUAUACUCAGGAAACACAUCUGAUUAAAUGAGUAGGGCAAUCAAAAUGAUGUGUUAUUAAAAAUACCUCGGACAACAGAUCCCAUCCUGGUUCACUAAAGUUCUAAUACUUGUGAAAAACGCUAGUUUUACAGCCCGUGCACAAUGCAAUCACCCGUGAUAAACGAUGAAGCAUCAAAAGAUCCGAAAACUACUGAAAAUGAUUUCUCACAACAUUUCACUGAACAUGAUUUUGAAGGUCACCGCCUGCAUACCGUUUAUCUUGGCUUACAUGUCACUGGUGGUCGCCGUCAUUUCGUACGGCGUCGUAAAUAUCAUAUUUACAAAGAAAGUCUCAUUGAAAGACAAAGUAAAAAAGAAUUACAAGUGACUUCGCCAACGCAAUGUAUACAAUUUAUACUUGGAGAGGAUGAUUGCAAUGCAGUUUAUGAAGUGCAUCCGGUAUUUUCCGAAAUGAUGGUGAACGAUGAGUUUGAAUGGAAAGAAAUUGCAAGGUGGAUAAAAUUUGAAGAAGAUGUAGAAGAAGGCGGUAACAGGUGGUCGAAACCACACGUCGCUACUUUAUUUUUGCAUUCAUUUUUCGAACUACGUACUUUAUUACGAAAGGGGUCGGUUUUGUUAGAUGUAGAAGCCAAUACCUUUGAAGUCAUAAUAGAUUUCUUAUGCGACAACAUGGUUAAUUAUGGUACUUUGCCACUAAUUUUACGUGAGAAGGUAAUAGACAUGUUGUUGAGACGACAUCGCCAUCAGCACGAGUACAGUAAAAAAAGUAAAGGAAUACCAAUUAUGCGAUCAUUUGCAGAUAUCAGCUGUAAUCAAACAGAUCCUAAAAAGGAAAAUAUGGUCGCAAGCCCAAGUAACGUAUGUAUACAACACCACAAUAGCUCCAGUGAACUCAGCGAACACAGAAGUAACAUUAACUUCAUGCGAAAAAUUCCGUCAGGAGCCGAAGCAAAUAACAUUCUUGUCGGGGAAGUUGAUUUCUUGGAAAAACCUUUGGUAGGAUUCAUUCGUCUGAAAAAAGGAUUGUUCUUAGGAGAUUUAACAGAAGUUCCAAUUCCAACUCGCUUUAUAUUUAUAGCGUUGGGUGGACCUGGAAGUCAAACUAAUAUGCAGGAAAUAGGCCGAGCUAUGGGUGCGCUCAUGUCUGAUGAAAUAUUCCAUGAAAUUGCAUAUCGCGCAAAACACAUCGACCACCUAAUUGCAGGUAUGGAAGAAUUCUUGAAUGCGGUUACUGUGUUGCCGCCAGGUGAAUGGGAUCCAGCUAUACGAAUCGAUCCCCCAGCUACAAUACCUUCACAGAAGAUUCGCAAACGGUCUCCGGAAACCAGUAAAGAAACGAACGAGGAGGAAGAAGAGCGACGAUUACGCCAAGAGUCUGGAUUAGAACGCACUGGACGGCUUUUCGGCGGGUUAAGUAAUGAUCUUAAAAGAAAAGCAACAUGGUAUUAUACUGAUUUUAAGGAUGGAUUAUCGAUGCAGUGUAUUGCAUCUUGGAUAUUUUUAUAUUUUGCUUGUCUUUCACCAAUUAUAACGUUUGGGGGACUGCUAUCCCAAGCAACUGGUAAAAAUAUUGCAGCCAUGGAGUCUCUAGUUUCUGGUUUCGUUUGUGGUAUCGGAUACGGUCUUUUUUCUGGACAACCACUUACAAUUUUGGGAUCAACUGGGCCAGUCUUAGUGUUUGAGACCAUCGUUUACGACUUUUGCCAAAAUCAAGGUUGGGACUAUUUGACGUUUCGUUUCUGGAUUGGCACUUGGGUUGCUGUCAUAUUGUUAUUUUUAACAGCUAUUGAUGCAAGUGCUUUAGUUUGCUAUAUUACUCGUUUUACUGAGGAAAACUUUGCUACACUAAUUGCUUUCAUUUUUAUAUAUAAGGCUGUUGAAAAUGUUUGGAUGAUAAAAACUAACUUUCCGAUAAUAAAUCCUGUAUAUGAUUGUAUAUGCAUACCACCCGCAGAUAGUAACUUUACAGUAUUGGAUUAUGCAAAAUAUGACAAAUCUUUUUGCAUAGCUAACUAUGGUACCCUGGUUGGUUCAGACUGCAUUCGAGAAAGUACUGAAAAUAUUUUCCUGAUGUCACUAAUACUGUUUUUUGGUACCUUCAUAAUAUCAGUGCUGCUAAAAGGUCUUAAGAAUGCGCCAUAUUUCCCAUCAAUAGUACGGCAGUAUAUCAGUGACUUCGCUGUUAUUAUUGCCAUAUUAUCAAUGUCAAUUCUGGAUUUUAUAAUGAACAUCCCAACACCAAAACUUGAUGUACCGCACGAAUUUAAACCAACCUUAAGCUCGCGUGGUUGGUUAGUUCCACUAUUUUCAACAAAUAACCCUUGGUGGACACCACUUGUAGCCAUAUUUCCAGCAAUGUUAGGAACUAUUUUAAUUUUUAUGGAUCAGCAAAUUACGUCGGUAAUAAUAAAUCGUAAAGAAAACAAACUCAAAAAGGGGUGUGGCUACCACUUGGAUCUAUUCAUAUUAUCAAUACUUAUACAAAUAUGCAGUACAAUGGGUUUACCAUGGUUUGUUGCCGCAACUGUUCUUAGUAUAAAUCAUGUGAAUUCACUAAAAUUGGAAUCUGAAUGCUCUGCACCAGGAGAGAAACCACAUUUUUUAGGUGUACGAGAACAACGUGUAACACACGUAUUAAUAUUUUUAACAAUCGGGUUUUCUGUUAUGUUAACACCUCUACUUUGUCAUAUUCCUAUGCCAGUACUUUUCGGCGUGUUUCUUUAUAUGGGUAUAGCAUCACUUUCAGGCUUACAGUUUUUCGAUCGUUUAUUAAUAAUAUUUAUGCCUGCAAAGUACCAACCGGAUUUCAUGUUCCUACGAAAGAUUAAACGUCCUGUACGACCCAACACUCAUCGAAAUGUUUCUUGUUUCUCAAAUGACACAAGAACUGUAAAUGUUAUAUUUGAAGAAAACGAUAAAGGAUCCCAAUUCGAUACUUCAGGGGAGAAAUGUGCUACUUCAGGCACUUUUGUAAAACAAUCAUGGCAUCACAUAUACGACACCAAUUUAAGCGACCAGUUUAUUAUUCCAGUGUCUGCUAAAGUAAGGCAUAUAAGUAGCUCUGGAGAAAAAAAACAUCUAAUAAGGUUUGGAAACUGCACCACGAACUUUACAAUCAAUGAACAAGCCUGCACAUUGCAACAAAAUCAGUUCGGUUCAAUACUCUAAUGAAAAUUUCGUGUUUGUUUAAAGACUUCUUGGAUUAUAUUUUUCUGGUUAUAAAUAAAAUACAAACUCGAA